Pseudophryne corroboree (corroboree frog) is the source of this 1231-nucleotide messenger RNA. RefSeq names its product rap guanine nucleotide exchange factor 1-like. Bases 1 to 585 code for a protein of 194 amino acids. The record is from RefSeq and is a predicted model, not a curated record. Gene Ontology annotation, biological process: positive regulation of GTPase activity; Ras protein signal transduction. The transcript is spliced from 5 exons. Gene Ontology annotation, cellular component: plasma membrane. NCBI's taxonomy places the organism in Eukaryota, Metazoa, Chordata, Amphibia, Anura, Myobatrachidae. Gene Ontology annotation, molecular function: guanyl-nucleotide exchange factor activity.
AUGUUUGACGAUGAAGGCUCACCUAAGGAGGAGGGGAAGUGCAUGGUUGUCAGGUCGCUGUCGGCAACGCCGACACUGGACUGGGUGGAUAUGUGGAAUGUCUUGAAUGCAAACCACCUGAGAAAACUGAACAAUUUUAAUUCCUACCUUGCCAUCCUCUCUGCCCUGGAUUCCGCCCCCAUCCGUCGGCUGAAGCAGACAUCAGAGGGGCUUGCUGAAUACUGCACUCUGAUGGACAGCUCGUCGUCUUUCCGGGCCUACCGUGCAGCGCUCUCUGAAGUUGAGCCGCCGUGUAUACCAUACUUGGGUCUAAUCUUACAAGACCUUACGUUUGUGCACCUGGGAAAUCCAGACCACAUUGAUGGGAAAGUGAACUUCUCUAAACGGUGGCAACAGUUCAAUAUCCUGGACAGCAUGAGACGUUUCCAGCAAGCUCAUUAUGAAAUUCGCCGGAAUGAUGACAUCAUCUCUUUCUUCAAUGACUUCAGUGAUCACCUGGCCGAGGAGGCGCUAUGGGAACUGUCCUUGAAAAUCAAACCUCGGAAUAUCACCCGGAGGAAAACAGAAAGAGAUGAGAAAACAUAAGUUGGGGGAAUGACUGCCAAGUGGACAUUGAAGAAGAGAUCUCCCUGACUGAGGGGGGGAAUCAAGGGGUAGAUCAAGAUAUUCAUUGUGUUUACUAGUUGUCGCUGCCCCCUCCCAAAGAGUUGGGUUACCCCGCCCACUGUCGUCUUGUGUCUUACGUUGUUAUUUUACGGUCUCCUGGACUGUUGCGAUCACACACCGUUCCGUGCCAUGUCUCUGUACAGACCUGUCUCCUACUUCCCACAAAAUUGGAAAGUCGGACAUAUUGGAUUUUGUGCUGUGGUUUAGGCGACUAGUGCAGACCUUCCCCAUUCAUGAACCGAGGACUAACUGUGUCAACAAGCUGGUAAAGACUGUAUGCUGAGCCUAGAUCCUUAAAGUUAUCGUUUAGGGUUGUUGUUUCCCCCCAUAACCCACAGGUGUGUUUUUUACUUUGGUUUUGUUUCUCCUCCACCCCCAGCAGAGGGCAGCGCACAGCUCCUGUAAAUAUCCACAUUCUGUUUCGGAGGGAGGCAGAAGUAUUGUUAUAUGUAUUAUUAUAUAUAUUAUUUUUUUCUUUUAUGCUGUUGCAUGAUAAGUAUACAGAGACUGAUUGUGUAAUGUAUAUAGAGGAGAAAUUACAUGCCAGAUCCAGAAUCUGUGCAAG